AUGUUCACGCCCCACUGCCUAUUGGAGCAGCUGAAGCCAGAGUCUGUCGAGCACUACUUGGAAUCUCUCAGAACACCAAUGCAUCCCACUCUACUGGCCAAAAAGAUGCUCAUGUUGGGUACGAUGCUUCAGCGCGUUCCGACCCACGCCGGAGAGGAUGCGUCCGAAGAAACCUAUCGUCUCGUGGACAAGCUCGCGGAGACGGCCAUCUCUGUGGUGUGCGAGAACAACGUGCUCCUGGGCACGCUCGAUGGCCUCGAAUGUCUCAUUCUACAAACUGUCUAUCAUGCCAAUGGAGGCAAUCCAAGAUUAUCAUUGCUGACCUGCCGCCGCGCGAUUACUGUGGCCCAGUUGAUGGGCCUGCACCGCCCACACGACCCGGCUACCAUUGAGACCGUGGACCCGAAUUCGACAGCCGUGCCUGGCUUCGUGUGGUUUCGUCUGGUAUACUUAGAACGCUUCAUCUGCCUACUUCUAGGGCUUCCCAGCAGCACCCAUGAUGCAAAGGUCAUCAACGACGAAAAGACGCAGACGUACAUCAACAGCCAUCACAUUGACAGGCUCGAACAAGUUCACUCCUCUAUCGCCGCUAAGAUCAUACAACGAAACGAGUCGGGGUCAUAUCUAUUCGAUAUGGAAACCACUCACGCACUAGACCAGGAGCUCCAAGUUAUAGCAACAACCAUGCCCCCGCGAUGGUGGACUAUUCCCAACUUCACCAAGCCGUACAAAGACCCCAUGACAAUCGUUCGCAACAGCCUCAACCUAGCCAACCAGCUCUUCCACUUCUUCCUCAUCAUCGAAAUCCACCUACCAUUCAUGCUCCGCCACUCCAAGAACGGCGCGGCCAGCAGCAGCAGAAUGGCUUGUGUCGACGCGAGCAGGGAAGUCCUCUCCAGGUUCAUCGCGAUCCGUAACCCGGAGGGAAUAUGCAGUAUCCCCGACGCCGCUGACUUCUUCGCGCUCAUUGCGGCCAUGACGCUUAUGCUCGCGCACAUCGACGCCCGCAGACGCGACAGGGGGAGAGAUAUCCUCGCGCACCAGAGGCAUACGGACCGCGACAAGGUCGAGCAGACGUUGGAGCACAUGCGUGACGGGAGCUCCAAGAAUACGGAUAUGCUUUCCAUGAAGAGCGCCGAUGUCUUGAAGAGCUUACUUGCGAUCGAAGCUGAUGCUGCCGGGGGUUCGACGUUCACUGCGAGUCUCAGUUCUGCGUCGACGCCGGCUUCGGCUUCAUGUCCUGCCGGUGAAGGUCGGAGCACAGGUGAUGCCAGGAAUGUGCUGCAGCUUAAGAUUCCUUGUUAUGGGACGGUCAUCAUCUCGCCUGAUGCUCCUCCUUCUCGCGAACCUUGGAUGCCUGUCAGUCGUAACCAGCAGGGUAUGGUUCCGGACAGUCGUGCUCCGGGAAAUCUCAGUGCUGCGAGCCCCUUUGUUGCAGGUCCCAUGGCAGGAGUAUGUCCAGGCGGGGGGGCUAGUGUGAUGCCAGGCUUGAGUGGUCAGGGUGAGAAUCUGCAGCUCGAUCCUAAUGUCGAUCCUAGAUGGCUCUUUGAACUCGGAAAUCCCAAUCUUCUGGGCAAUGGAAUCGCCGCUGGGUUAGAGGAUUGGCCGUUUCAGGGGGUUGAUGCUGCUUUUUUUGACAGUAUGAUCAGAGGGUUCGAAGGUGGUGACGACUAUGGCGGUGCAAAUGUGCCAUGA
Colletotrichum lupini is the source of this 1695-nucleotide messenger RNA. RefSeq lists its product as uncharacterized. The coding region runs from base 1 to 1695 and encodes 564 amino acids. Gene Ontology annotation, biological process: DNA-templated transcription. Gene Ontology annotation, molecular function: zinc ion binding; DNA binding. The record is from RefSeq and is a predicted model, not a curated record. The transcript has a single exon. Lineage: Eukaryota; Fungi; Ascomycota; Sordariomycetes; Glomerellales; Glomerellaceae.